CACUUUGUUACUGAGCAACAUGGCUGCGUCCUCUGCAGGAUCGAGUGCCCCACUAUAUAUUAUAUCAAAACAACUAGCAAUGGUUUAUACAAAAAUGAUCGUUUAUCGUAGUCAAAGGUGUGUUGUCAGGCAAAUAGCCACAUCUGCCAUUCGAUACCAAAGUCAACCAAAACUCAAAAGAAAAAGUGCUCCUGAGGAUCUGGUUGGAGUGGUAGGUUUGGAGAUCCACGCUCAGAUACACUCCAACACCAAACUCUUCUCUGGUUCUCAAGUUAAGUUCUGUUCUCCCCCAAACUCCCUGGUAUCCUUCUUUGACGCGUCUUUACCUGGCACCUUACCUGUGCUCAACAGACGAUGUGUGGAGGCGGCAGUCAUGACAGGCCUGGCCCUCAACUGCUCCAUAAACAAGAAGUCCCUCUUCGACAGGAAACAUUAUUUCUACGCUGACCUUCCAGCAGGUUACCAGAUCACACAGCAGAGGUUGCCUGUCGCAGUGGAUGGCACGCUCACCUACAGUCACCUGGAGGGCCGCAACAAGAGCCAGGUGCUCACCAAGAGCGUGAGGAUCAAACAGGUCCAGCUGGAGCAGGACAGCGGCAAGAGUUUACACGACAACCACAGGAACCAGACCCUUAUAGACCUCAAUAGAGCAGGAGUAGGGCUGAUGGAGCUGGUCAUGGAACCAGACAUGAGAUGUGGAGACGAGGCAGCUGCUGCUGUCAGGGAGCUGCAGCUCAUUCUGCAGGCUCUGGGGACCUGCCAGGGCAACAUGGCCGAGGGCCAACUGAGAGUGGACGCCAAUGUGUCGGUGCACAGGCCCGGGGAACCUCUGGGCGUUAGAACGGAGGUGAAGAACAUCAACAGCGCCCGCUUCCUGGCAAGGGCCAUCGACUACGAGAUCCAGAGACAGAUGGGGGUUCUCAGGAGUGGUGGAACUGUGCAGAACGAGACACGGGCCUUUGAUUCCAAAUCUGGUCACACCGUUCCUAUGAGAGACAAGGAGGGCCUCCAGGACUACAGGUUCAUGCCGGAGCCCAACCUGCCCCCCCUCAUGGUGUACUCCGAGAGCCACCCCCCGCCCCCCGGACUGGACCCCAGCCAAGCGGUUGUGGUGGAGAGGGUGAGGGAGAAUCUCCCAGAGCUUCCCAGCGUGAGAAGACUCCGACUGGUGGAAGCCUACAGCAUCCUCCCAGAACACAGCUUCACCCUGGUGAAUGAGGAUGGGCUCGUGGAGUACUUUGAGGCCGUUGUCGGGGAGACCAAGGCGGAGCCGAGGAAGGUGAUUGGUUGGGUGACAAAUGAGCUGCUUGGCCUACUCCAUCAGCAGGGGAUGAGCGUGAGCCAGAGUCCAGUCUCUCCUCAUGUCCUGGCAGAUCUCUUGAACCUCCUAGAGUCAGGACAAAUAUCCUCCUCCAUCGCCAGACAGGUGUUCCAGGAGCUGUGGGCAAACCCUGGUAAGACUGCCCAACAGAUCGUCCAGGAGCAGGACCUGGGGCUGGUCAGUAACACAACGGCAAUCCACAACAUCUGCCAAAGGAUAGUGGACUCGCAUCCUGAACGGGUACAAGCCAUAAGGGCAGGGAACAAGAACGUCCUGAACAAGUUGAUGGGUCUGGUUCAGAAGGAGACCAAAGGGAGGGCUGACCCUGUCGUUGUCCGCGCCAUUUUGAAGGACAUGACCUCCUGAGGAGAGAGGGUCUUAGGCUGUCGCCUGACUCGACAAUAAAAACGUAGACAUUUAGACUGGACUGGAGGAGUCACACAUACGUUUUACAAUCGAUUCGAAGAUGCAAUAAAGGCAAGGUUGUUCUGUGAAGAUA
Messenger RNA from Hypomesus transpacificus, 1820 nucleotides. It is a transcript of the gene gatb, whose product is annotated as glutamyl-tRNA(Gln) amidotransferase, subunit B. Gene Ontology annotation, biological process: mitochondrial translation; glutaminyl-tRNAGln biosynthesis via transamidation. Gene Ontology annotation, molecular function: glutaminyl-tRNA synthase (glutamine-hydrolyzing) activity. Lineage: Eukaryota; Metazoa; Chordata; Actinopteri; Osmeriformes; Osmeridae. The record is from RefSeq and is a predicted model, not a curated record. The coding region runs from base 20 to 1687 and encodes 555 amino acids. The transcript has 13 exons.